GUGUGGUGUCCUGGCCGGGCAGGAACUCUCGCUUGUACCCUUACUCCAGAGCUUUCCAAUCCCCCCCACCUCCCUCCUGCACUGUCUGUGACGCCGGGUUCCAUGUCCCCGGGUACGAGCUCGGGCACGGAACGCGGUCCGGCCUGGGAUGGUCAGAAACAGAGUGCAUCGGCUGCUGACUGCGAUCAAUAGGAGGAUGAUGAAGCUGCUCAUUGCACUCGCCUUGAUCGCCUAUGUUGCCUCUGUUUGGGGAAACUUUGUCAACAUGAGCAGGUCACUCCAAGAAAAUGGAGAGCAGAAAAUGGAAAUGAAAAUAGAAGAGGUGAUUGCACCUUUAAGAGAAAAGAUAAGGGAUUUAGAAAAAAGCUUCACACAGAAAUACCCUCCUGUGAAAUUCUUAUCAGAAAAAGAUCGAAAGAGAAUUUUGAUAACAGGCAGUGCGGGAUUUGUAGGGUCACACCUUACAGACAAAUUGAUGAUGGAUGGCCAUGAAGUCACUGUCGUCGACAACUUUUUCACAGGUCGUAAAAGAAAUGUGGAGCACUGGAUCGGUCAUGAGAAUUUUGAGCUUAUUAAUCAUGAUGUGGUUGAACCACUUUACAUUGAAGUGGACCAGAUUUACCACUUGGCUUCACCAGCUUCUCCUCCAAACUAUAUGUAUAACCCCAUCAAAACACUAAAAACCAACACCAUUGGGACAUUAAACAUGUUGGGGUUGGCAAAACGCGUUGGUGCUCGCCUUUUACUGGCUUCCACUUCAGAGGUCUAUGGAGAUCCUGAAGUGCAUCCUCAAAAUGAAGACUACUGGGGACACGUGAACCCCAUUGGUCCUCGUGCCUGUUACGACGAAGGGAAGAGAGUGGCAGAAACUAUGUGCUACGCUUACAUGAAACAGGAAGGUGUGGAGGUCAGAGUGGCUCGGAUAUUUAAUACAUUUGGCCCCUGCAUGCACAUGAAUGAUGGAAGAGUCGUCAGUAACUUUAUUCUGCAGGCACUCCAGGGAGAGCCUUUAACUGUAUACGGAUCAGGAUCUCAAACCAGAGCAUUUCAAUAUGUCAGUGACUUGGUUAAUGGACUUGUAGCUUUAAUGAACAGUAAUGUCAGCAGUCCUGUUAAUCUGGGGAACCCGGAAGAGCACACUAUCCUGGAAUUUGCUAGAUUAAUUAAACACCUUGUUGGUAGUGGAGGGGAAAUCGGCUUUCUUUCUGAAGCUCAAGAUGAUCCUCAAAGACGAAAGCCAGACAUCAGAAAAGCCAAACUUCUGCUUGGUUGGGAACCUGUGGUUCCACUGGAGGAAGGCUUGAACAAAACCAUCCACUACUUUAGGAAGGAACUUGAAUACCAAGAAAACAAUCAGUAUAUCCCCAAGCCUAAACCUGCAAGGAUAAAAAAAAGCAGGAUGCGACACAGCUGAACACUCCAUAAAAAAAAACUAGGAUCUCUUGAUGGUUUAAC
This is a messenger RNA of Rana temporaria (common frog), 1455 nucleotides long. RefSeq names its product UDP-glucuronic acid decarboxylase 1-like. Gene Ontology annotation, molecular function: NAD+ binding; UDP-glucuronate decarboxylase activity. The record is from RefSeq and is a predicted model, not a curated record. The transcript has a single exon. The coding region runs from base 149 to 1414 and encodes 421 amino acids. Gene Ontology annotation, cellular component: cytoplasm. Gene Ontology annotation, biological process: D-xylose metabolic process. NCBI's taxonomy places the organism in Eukaryota, Metazoa, Chordata, Amphibia, Anura, Ranidae.